This is a messenger RNA of Indicator indicator, 1483 nucleotides long. RefSeq names its product histone deacetylase 3 (gene HDAC3). Gene Ontology annotation, molecular function: histone deacetylase activity. NCBI's taxonomy places the organism in Eukaryota, Metazoa, Chordata, Aves, Piciformes, Indicatoridae. The transcript has 15 exons. The record is from RefSeq and is a predicted model, not a curated record. The coding region runs from base 1 to 1287 and encodes 428 amino acids.
AUGGCGAAGACCGUGGCCUAUUUCUACGACCCGGACGUGGGCAACUUCCACUACGGAGCGGGGCACCCCAUGAAGCCGCAUCGCCUGGCACUGACCCACAGCCUGGUCCUGCACUACGGCCUCUACAAGAAGAUGAUCGUCUUCAAGCCCUACCAGGCGUCCCAGCACGACAUGUGCAGGUUCCACUCCGAGGACUACAUCGACUUCCUGCAGAGAGUCAGCCCCAACAACAUGCAGGGCUUCACCAAGAGCCUCAAUGCCUUCAACGUGGGGGAUGACUGCCCAGUGUUUCCAGGCCUCUUUGAGUUUUGCUCUCGCUACACCGGGGCCUCCCUGCAGGGAGCAACGCAGCUGAACAACAAGAUCUGUGACAUUGCAAUAAACUGGGCAGGAGGCCUGCACCAUGCCAAGAAGUUUGAGGCUUCUGGGUUCUGUUAUGUGAAUGACAUAGUUAUUGGCAUCCUGGAGCUGCUCAAGUACCACCCUCGUGUGCUCUACAUUGACAUCGACAUCCACCACGGGGAUGGGGUGCAGGAGGCCUUCUACUUGACUGACCGUGUCAUGACUGUGUCCUUCCAUAAGUAUGGCAACUACUUCUUCCCUGGCACAGGUGACAUGUACGAGGUGGGGGCCGAGAGUGGUCGCUACUACUGCCUCAAUGUGCCCCUCCGAGAUGGCAUCGAUGACCAAAGUUACAAACACCUCUUCCAGCCUGUCAUUAACCAGGUGGUGGAUUACUACCAGCCCACCUGCAUUGUGCUGCAGUGCGGCGCCGACUCGCUGGGCUGCGACCGCUUGGGCUGCUUUAACCUCAGCAUCAGAGGCCAUGGGGAGUGUGUGGAGUAUGUGAAGAGCUUCAACAUCCCCUUGCUGGUGCUGGGAGGAGGUGGCUACACGGUGCGCAACGUGGCACGGUGCUGGACUUAUGAGACCUCCUUGCUGGUAGAUGAAGCCAUAAGUGAAGAGCUGCCCUACAGCGAGUACUUCGAGUACUUCGCCCCAGACUUCACUCUGCAUCCUGAUGUCAGCACCAGGAUUGAGAACCAGAACUCCAGGCAGUACUUGGAUCAGAUCAGGCAGACCAUCUUUGAGAACCUGAAGAUGCUGAACCAUGCUCCCAGCGUGCAGAUCCACGACGUGCCCUCCGACCUGCUCAGCUACGACCGCGCCGACGAGCCCGACCCCGAGGAGAGAGGCUCUGAGGAGAACUACAGCAGGCCUGAAGCUGCCAACGAGUUCUAUGACGGCGACCACGACAACGACAAAGAGAGCGACGUUGAGAUCUGAGGGCACUGCUGUGGGCUCUGCCCCCUGAGGAGGUCCCACACUGGCCAUGGGUGCUUGGAGCAGGCAGCUGGGCCCUGCAGGAGCCAGUCAGCCCUCCCUUUUGUAUCUGACUGCAGGUGGUGGCAGCAGGAACACCACCACCACCACCAGAGCUGGUCUCUGCUACCCGGAGAGGCAGAGAGCAGUGAAACCUUUG